AUGGCCACCGUCGUCGUCCAGCAACAACCAUCCAUCCGACAGCCAACUCCUCCGCCUCUCCCCGCAACGCUCGCAUUGAACCAGCCUCGACAAUCCACCCCGGUACCUAAUAAGCAUCUACCCUACUGUCCUCCAGGACCGGUUCCCUCACAGGCUCAAAUCACUCCUCCAAACUCCCCUCCCUUGAGACAAGUUGCGUCGAAGCCGACUUCGCUCCUCCAUCCUCCCCAUAACUAUCCAAAGCUAUGCAAUUCCCCGCCCAUCUAUGGUAUCAAUGCCUCGGGCCUCGCCGAAGCUCUUGAGCACUACUCCUCUCAACCCCUGCCGAACCCAUCGUCGGUAUUCCCUUGGCUGCAUGGGCUCCAUCCCGAAAACCACAUCCAACUGGCUUUCUUUGUGGCAAGAAAGAAGUCCUUGCGCAGGAUCCCAAGGUGCUUCCGAGGCAUAACCAUUAUUAAAGCCGGUGGAGACCUCACUCGGUCGCGGAUCAAAGGUGCCGUGGCCCCCGAUGAGAUCCUCAACCUGUCGGACGGGAAUGGUCAUGGGUUUCUGGAAUGCGAUCCUCGAGAAGGCUUUUCGGUCCGCAAUUUUCACAUCCAAGCUGCCAAAAUGGCCCUGGUCUCCGACAUCGUCAUAUAUGGCGACGAAGACACCGAUCAUCGUAUCAUCAAGUCUGUCGCCGAGCGGACUGCCUCUGUGCAGAGGAGAUGGCGAAAGGAGUUGGAGAACAUGGGACAAUGUCCCGAGACUUACCAUACCUUCGUGCUGACCCAGCCGUUCGAAGACCUUGAACACGAGUAUCCCGAGUUGGUGGCCAUCGAUUCGAAGGGACAGUAUGCAGAUCGCACCCUCGACUUUGUGCAACAGGAGAGGCGGGAGAUGUGCGCCAUGUCCAAGGCUUCGGAGAUUAGCCAAGGCGUCUUUCAAGGCCCAACUCCUGGAUCUUACACCGACCCCCCUUCCACAAUCGAUGAUCCAACCUAUGAUCUUUAUGUGGAGGCUAGCGAUCAUGCAUCACUUCCAGACGAUAAAUUGCUGGCUGCGAAGUUGAAAAAGCUAGAGUGUCGUGAUGACGAUGAUCCUGUGCACCUCGCAUUUCCAAGUUCUGGUAGUAUUCUGCCGCCAUCUUGGUCCCAAUCUGAAGUGACCGGAAUACUCCGCAUGUGUCGAUGGUUGUAUAGCUUAACACAUGGCACCGAGCCCGCCGACGGCACCACGGACAAGGAUGGUGAUAUCCAAAUGACAGAAUUCAGGCGUCGGCCCCGUCGGGUCUUACUGCAUUGUGCUGAUGGGUAUACCGAGACCUCCAUGCUGGCUGUGGCGUAUUUCAUGUACGUUGAAGGUGUUCCUGUUCACGAGGCUUGGAUCCGUCUACACUGUGAGAAGCAGCGGAAUUUCUUCGCGUAUCCGUCCGAUGUGGCGCUCUUGAAUGCGAUCCAGGAUCGAUUGUUGGAAGAAAGUCCCAAAUUCGUCGACGCAAAGCCUCCGUCGACAUCGGCUCCAUCUUGGUUAUCGAAAUUUGAUGGGAGUCUCCCCAGCCGCAUCCUGCCCUACAUGUACUUGGGAAAUCUCAAUCAUGCGAACAACCCAGAGUUGCUUCGAGUGUUGGGUAUUCGGCGCAUCCUCAGUGUUGGGGAGCCGGUGUCAUGGUCCGAGAUGGAGAUGCAAACCUGGGGUCGGGAAAACCUACUCAUGGUAGACCGGGUUCAGGACAAUGGAAUUGACGAACUCACACUUGAGAUGGAGCGAUGUUUGGCGUUUAUUGGAAGAGGUCGUUCGGAUGGUACCGCGACGUUGGUGCAUUGUCGAGUGGGAGUCAGUAGAUCUGCCACCAUUUGUAUCGCAGAAGUUAUGGCUCGUCUAGGGCUGAGCUUUCCAAGAGCAUAUUGUUUUGUGCGUGCACGACGACUCAAUGUCAUUAUUCAACCACAUCUGAAAUUUGUAUAUGAGCUGAUGAAGUGGGACGAACAACAGCAAGAGAAGAGGGGGGAGCCGGUGAAGAGAGAGCUCGAGUGGGCGACCGUGGCCCGAGAAAUCGCAGCGAUGAACAGGCCGUAUGCCAGGAAUUGA
Messenger RNA from Capronia epimyces CBS 606.96, 2070 nucleotides. RefSeq lists its product as uncharacterized. The record is from RefSeq and is a predicted model, not a curated record. Gene Ontology annotation, molecular function: protein tyrosine/serine/threonine phosphatase activity. NCBI's taxonomy places the organism in Eukaryota, Fungi, Ascomycota, Eurotiomycetes, Chaetothyriales, Herpotrichiellaceae. Gene Ontology annotation, biological process: protein dephosphorylation; nuclear DNA replication. Bases 1 to 2070 code for a protein of 689 amino acids. The transcript has 3 exons.